Photinus pyralis (common eastern firefly) is the source of this 3237-nucleotide messenger RNA. Its product is annotated as dynein heavy chain 8, axonemal-like. Gene Ontology annotation, cellular component: dynein complex. The record is from RefSeq and is a predicted model, not a curated record. Lineage: Eukaryota; Metazoa; Arthropoda; Insecta; Coleoptera; Lampyridae. Gene Ontology annotation, biological process: microtubule-based movement. Gene Ontology annotation, molecular function: dynein intermediate chain binding; dynein light intermediate chain binding; minus-end-directed microtubule motor activity. The transcript has 14 exons. The coding region runs from base 25 to 3237 and encodes 1070 amino acids.
UCGGUUUGAUUAAAGUUAUCCAAAAUGGCUGACGAAAAGAGCGAUAUUCAAAGCAAAGAUGUACACGUGGACUCAUCACACGCGGUCACGAAAAAGAAACGCAUAACUAAAGCAGAAAACCUUAAGGAAAAAUUGGCUAAAGCUAGGGAUGAACGUUCCGAUCGUAUCUUAACCCUUCAGUCGACUCAUCGUCAUGUCUGCGAUAUGGUUAGUACGUAUUGGGAAGUAGACGUUAAUGAGAUAAUAGAUGCAGUAGGCGACGAUAUUGCCCAUGUGAAGCUGCUCGAAAGUUUUUGUAAGGCGAACGGCGCUUGCGCUGUCAUUUUUGUUAGCCAAAUUGGACCCGCUUACGAGAUAUCAACUGGUCGCCAUAAUCCUGUAAUCCCAGCGGAUUCGACGACUCGACGUUGCUACAUCACAAAUGGUCUGACCGUGCCGUUAACCGGUAAAGCCGUGAUAGUUUACAGGAAUAAUAACGCAAAGGACGUGGACAUGCGAACCAUAGCGGACGACGUCUACUUCACCCAGUUUGAUAUGAGCGAGAAUAACUAUAACAUCGUAUGCGGUUUAUAUACUCUCCUAAGUAAAUUCGUAACAUCAUCGCUGACUAAAACUAAAGAAUGGGGCGAUCUCACGAAGACCGACAUUGGUCUGCAAGCGAAGAGCGACUUUUUAGCGGAUUAUAUUUGUUUCGCCAAUUUUAUUGAUAAAACUAGAAUCGAUCUGGACGAGUUGGUAGAGUUUGACGAAAACCCAGAAGUGACGGAGCAGAUCAACUCACCCACUAAGAUUACGGCGGCCGUACGUAAUCCCGACCUAUUGGAGAAAGCCUUGGCGAGCGUCCGAGGAUGGCUGAAACUGAUAGAACGGGUCGUAAUCCAGUUUCAUCAGUUGCGGAGGGAGGACGAGUUCGUGGGCCCUGUGGUGGAAAUCGAAUACUGGCGUAGACAACUGGCUAAAUUUACGAGUGUGCUCAAGUUUACAGCUACUGAGAACUGCGAGUUUUACAUUCGAUUGAUAUCAAAGGCUAGAUCGAGAUACGUGAAGUCGUGGAAGUCUUUAGAUGACAAGGUUAUAGAAGCUCGCAACGAGUGCUUGGACAAUGUGAAGUACCUGUACACCCUGGAAACUUACUAUGAGCCAUUGUACAGGUGCGAUCCUACCAAGAUACCGGCACAUCUGGCCGGUUUACUCAAUGCUAUAAGACUGAUAUACACCACAUCAAGAUAUUACAACAACACAUCGAGUAUUACGGCUAUUUUGGUGAAGAUAUCCAAUCAGAUAAUAAUAAUGUGUCGUAAUUACAUUAACUGCAACGGAACCAAGACCAUUUGGGUGCAAAAGAAAACUGAUGUCAUCGACAAGAUUAAGGUGUGCCUAGACCUUUACUUACGGUACUAUCAGUGUUUCAAACGCAUACAAAAAGACAUGGAAGAUUCUGGUGAGCAGCCGUUCGUCUGUUCAGAAAUAUACGUCUUCGGCAAACUGGAGACAUUUAAAAAACGUUUGGAGAGGAUCACGGAAGUUUUUACCGUGACGGUCAAGUAUUCGAUUUUGGAAAGCAGCACCAUCGAAGGUAUAGGCGAGUUUGCGAGCAGAUUCUCAGAGUUUUACAAAAAUGUGUCGACAAAAAAGUACGACGCCCUUAAUCAUCGGCAAGAUAUGUUCGAUGAGGACUACACUGAGUUUAAGAAAAACGUGGCUAAAAUUGAAUGGGAUCUUGAGGAGUUUGUGGGCAACUCUUUGGAGAAAAUGGUCGACGUCGAUAACGUCGUCCGCUUGCUGGUCAGAUUCGAGAAGCUGGACUUGCCAUGCUUACAUUUAGAUGAUCGAUACCUGGAAGCGAUAGAAAUGUUUCAGAGUGAAAUCGAAGAAUUACGAGAUCACUAUAAUGAAGAAAGGCAAAACCCGCAUUUACCUUGGAAUGUACCACCGGUAAGCGGUAGGAUUAUGUGGAUACGCCAGCUGUAUACAAGAAUUGAAGAACCCAUGAACAAAUUUAAAGAGAAAUUAAAGGUUAUGAGGCAUCGUAAAGUUCAAAAAUGUAUUCAGAUGUUCAAUUCUUUGUCUUGUGUUUUUGUACACUAUGAACAAUUGUACCACAAAGCUUGGUUUAAGCACAUCCCUCAGGUGAGAGGAGUAUUAGGUGCGCCGAUACUAAUCACCAAUAAUAAAACAAGAAGGUUUGUGGUCAAUUUCGACCCUUACAUAGUGGAGGCAAUCCGGGAAACUGAGUACAUACAAAAACUGGAUCUUCCCGUACCGGAUGUGGCUCAAAUAUUGGUCUUCUGUAAAAAUAAGAUUCUUCACGCCUACGAGGUGGUGAAGCAACUGGUUGAAAAGAACAACACCAUGAGAAGAGAUAUGCCCAAGUUGUUCAUUCCGCUACUUAAAAGUCAGCUACUGAAAAUGCAAGUGGUCUUUAUGCCCGCCCUCUCAACAAUCACAUGGACGUCAAUGAGAAUUCCCGACUUCUGCAAAAACGUAACGGAAACCUUGGAAAUCGUACAGAUGUUUCUAAAGGAAGUCACCGAUAUAAAGGAGGCGCGCAUUGACGAAGUUUUUGCGCAAAUUGCCAAGACGUUUUUAACUUUCCUUCCCCCAGAACCGAUAUUCCCGAAUGAGUUGCUGCAAAUCUGUCUAUCGUAUAAAAUUCAAAAAGUGGCGGAAAUACGCUUGAAGCUGUAUACAGUCGAGAAAGCUGCAAUAUCGCUAGUUAAUAAAUUUGCCGAUACACUGUCAGACCCAGAAAUACAAGCUGAGAAGUACAACUGGUUGGAUACGACAAAGCCCCUUAAUGCAUCCUCUUCUACGUCAAAGUUAGCAUCGGAUGCAGCUUUUAAGGAGAUUGACCCCAAAAGUUUGUCAGACAUCCACCUUUUUCACAAAGAUUGCCUGGAUCUUUUUGAAUACUUUAAUGGUAAAACCGUCGACUGUCUAGUGAGAGCAACGAAAUUAUCCUUGGACCUUUUAAGACAAAGGGUGAAACCGGUUAGCUUUAUGGAUGACCACGCAACUCCCACCCCAAUAUUGCUGACCAGAAUGCAAUUACGCAUUCCCCUCGCGGUUAUCAAUCCAACUCUUGACGAAAUCGAGUUGCAUUUCGGCAAAAUUGUUAACAUCGAUAUUAAAACGCACGCUUCUGGUACCAUCAUUGCGAACGGAAAGGAUGCGUACGGCCGCGUUUGGGCCGCCGUUGAUCACGUCGAAAUUGAGAGUCGCAGGUUCGGCCUUUAG